AUGAGCGAUAUUAGCCCAUGGUGGGAACAAUGGAGUCCUGAUAAUGUAACAAUAUCCGAUGAGGAUGUUCCAGACUCCUGGAAAGUCUGUGUUAUCGAUGGAGUUUACUUUGGGGGAAAUGCGUACUCUGGUAAUUUAGGUGCUCGUAUUUCUUCCGUUUUCGUUAUCUUCUUCGUCAGUACAUUUUUCACUUUAUUCCCAGUCAUCGCAUCGAGGGUUAAGCGGCUAAGAAUUCCAAAAUACGUUUAUCUGUUCGCCAGAUAUUUUGGUACUGGUGUCAUUGUUGCUACCGCAUUCAUCCAUUUACUUGAUCCUGCUUACGGUGAGAUUGGUGGCAGCAGCUGUGUUGGUAUGACCGGUCAUUGGGCAGACUACUCAUGGUGUCCCGCCAUCAUUCUUUUAACAGUUUUUACAAUUUUCUUGGUCGAUUUGAUCAGUGAUGUAUAUGUUCAGAAGAAGUAUGGUAUCAAACACAGUCAUGGCGACCCUAUUUCUGGCGCUAUUGUUAGAGAAGAAGGAAAUGUCCAAUUUGAAGGAGAUAGAGCCGAGCUUGCAAUUCCCGAUACUAGCGGUAGCCAUGAUGAAAAAUCACUCACCAAGUAUGAUUAUACCUCUGACAGCAGUUCUGAAGUUGUCGUAAAAUCAUUUGAGAGUCAAAUCGCCGCGUUUCUGAUCCUCGAAUUCGGUGUUUUAUUCCACUCUGUGAUGAUUGGUUUGAAUCUGGGAACUACUGACGACGAAUUUUCCACUUUGUAUCCUGUUUUGGUAUUUCAUCAAUCCUUCGAAGGUCUUGGAAUUGGUGCAAGACUCUCAGCGAUUCCAUUCCCUGAAGGUAAAAAAUGGUGGCCAUAUCUUCUAUGCUUAGCUUAUGGCCUCACAACUCCUAUCUGUGUUGCUAUCGGGUUAGGGGUAAGACAUACAUACGAUGGUAAUUCGUUUGUUGUCAACAUCGUAUCCGGUGUUCUGGAUGCUAUCUCAGCAGGUGUCUUAAUCUAUACCGGGCUUGUUGAAUUGCUUGCGAGAGAUUUCAUUUUUGAUGAAGAAAGAACUAAUAAUGUCUGGCUUUUAACUUUCAUGAUUGGGUGCACCUUAUUGGGUGCUGGUCUUAUGGCUCUACUAGGUAAAUGGGCAUAA
This is a messenger RNA of Lachancea fermentati, 1134 nucleotides long. The record is from the annotation of a GenBank genome assembly. Lineage: Eukaryota; Fungi; Ascomycota; Saccharomycetes; Saccharomycetales; Saccharomycetaceae.